GGCCGUCAUCUUAUUCGUAAAAGGAUGCCAAGGAUCUUCGAUAAGAAGCGAUCUUCUCGAAGGUGUCGUAUGGCAGGUCGAUGGAGGAAGUCCACGGGAAAUUUCACGGGUCCACUGUAAACACAAGUGACCUUGCAAUUUCUAAUUUGAACGGUGGAACGCAACCAAUUCCUGCUGUGCGGCCCAUCCUCAACCCUCCCUCACUUGGUCCCAGUAAUGUGAGCCCGUGACGCUGAUUUGUUGCUUGAGCGCCAUGGGAAAAGUGGCGCCAGAGGACGAAACGACAAGCUUGAGAAACUUCCGAAGGACCGAGUGAAGGAGGCACGCAGCGGCCUCUAAACUGUUGAAGGAAUUUACAUUUACGUAUUUUUCGCACACAGAAAGAGCUGCACAGCUUCGCGGACAAUUUGUCACAUACGGGUUCCGUCCCAGAGACUUUUCGUGCCAUGCUGUGGAAGGCGCAUACUCCACAGGUCCCAGAUCGGAUUUGUCACACUACUGUACAGUGGUGCUCGUUGGACCAGGCCAGAGGUGCUUUCCGUAGCCCUUUCUCGAUGCUUUGGAUUCGGCUUUGUCGAUUACUCGUCCACGUCGUCUUGCGUCAACACAUUGAAAGCAAAGAAGGCGCCAUCCCCAGGGCAAUAUUACUCGGCUUCCUGUCCCUACGCAAAUGCGAUUAUUCCUCGUCUUUUGCUUAUCCGUCACUCUCAAGCCGUCCCAGGUUUAUCGUGUCUCAUGCACAGCCACGUGGCAGUUCGUUUGACAAUUGCUCUCCCGCCGUCCUACUUUCCUACUCUUCUACUCUUCUGUCGAAGACUUGAUUCGAGUUUUAUUUCGGGUGUUAUUACAAGUGGGC
Marchantia polymorpha subsp. ruderalis is the source of this 856-nucleotide messenger RNA. The record is from the annotation of a GenBank genome assembly. NCBI's taxonomy places the organism in Eukaryota, Viridiplantae, Streptophyta, Marchantiopsida, Marchantiales, Marchantiaceae.